This is a messenger RNA of Ctenopharyngodon idella (grass carp), 6654 nucleotides long. RefSeq names its product POU class 3 homeobox 3b (gene pou3f3b). Gene Ontology annotation, cellular component: nucleus. NCBI's taxonomy places the organism in Eukaryota, Metazoa, Chordata, Actinopteri, Cypriniformes, Xenocyprididae. Bases 940 to 2220 code for a protein of 426 amino acids. The transcript has a single exon. The record is from RefSeq and is a predicted model, not a curated record. Gene Ontology annotation, biological process: brain development; regulation of transcription by RNA polymerase II. Gene Ontology annotation, molecular function: RNA polymerase II cis-regulatory region sequence-specific DNA binding; DNA-binding transcription factor activity, RNA polymerase II-specific.
CUUGAUUUAUUUAUUUAAAUUCAAAAGCAACCAAUUGGAAUAGCCGGAAGGGGGGUCUAAGUGCCCGAAGCGAGUUCUCUAGAGCUGUCAAUCUCGCCCGUACCAUCCAAUCAACGAGAGCCGUACACCCGACUUCCUUGCAUUUGGGGAAAAGACGUGGACGAUGUACGCAGCGCAGGGUAAACACUCGUGUGUCCUCGAGCUCUGAGGGAGGGACGGAGCUAACUGUCAGAGAGAGAGAGAGAGAGAGAGAGAGAGAGAGGGAGGGAGAGGAGAGAGAACAAGCGAAUGAGAAAGAAGGCAUGCAACACUGCUUUGCACUGUAAUACUGGAUUGUACUUCAACUGGAGCGGUUUGGCAGGUUUAAACACAUCAAAACAGAACAAAGAGACAGACUUUACAGCACCAUAAAAGAAUCUGCAAAAGAAAAGAAAUAAAGGAACGGAGCAAGUGAAAUCGCUGCGGCUAAAUAACAAAAGAAUUGAGGAAGAACCACGUUUAAUAUUUUUCCACUCGGUAACGGAACAUACGUUUGGACUUAUUAUUUUUUAAGGGCAACUUAUUCAAGCGCCAGAACUUUCUUGCGGGACAAAGUUUUUGAAACAAUUUUUAAUCUUUCUUUUUGUUUUUCUUUGCUUUUAAAUAGAAAGUAUAGAUUGAAGGACUGUUCGACUUUCGAGGGGUUUUCAACGCUGACAUAAAACUGGAAUUUAUCGUUUUCAUAUGUUCGAAAUAUAUGAAUGCACAAAAUAUUCAAGAGACGGAUUUCGUCUUCUCGCCUACAGUAUCGUUCUCUUUGCUUUUUGUUGAUGGUGUUUGCCAAAACACAAGCCAGACUUUUAAAGUUUGAAUAAUUCAUGAGAUAUAAUUUGCCUGCAUUAAAAAAGUUUCUGCAAAAGGGAGGGGGUGACCAGCGAACAUAUUCAUAAGGUUAGCGGAAUGGCCACAGCGGCUUCCAACCCUUAUCUACCCAGCAGUAGUAUAUUAUCGUCCGGCUCGAUCGUGCACUCGGACUCCGGGGGUGGGAUGCAGCAGGGCAGUGCUGCGGUAACCUCAGUGUCCGGUGGGUACAGAGGAGACCCAACGGUUAAAAUGGUACAAAGUGAUUUUAUGCAGGGCGCGAUGGCAGCGAGCAACGGGGGACACAUGCUGAGCCACGCUCACCAGUGGGUGACGUCCUUGCCUCACGCCGCAGCGGCGGCUGCAGCUGCCGCAGUUGCCGCAGCUGAAGCCGGAUCGCCGUGGUCGUCUAGUCCCGUUGGAAUGACAGGCAGCCCGCAACAGCAGCAGGACGUGAAAAAUAACUCGGGGAGAGACGAUUUGCACUCUGGGACUGCGCUGCAUCACAGGCCCCCACAUUUAGGUCCCCACCAGACUCACGCGGGCGCCUGGGGUAGCACAACCGCUGCCCACAUCCCGUCGCUAACCGGGAGCCAACAGCAGCAGCAGUCCCUCAUAUACUCGCAGCCCGGCGGCUUCACGGUGAACGGCAUGCUCAGUCCGCCGGGCAGCCAAAGCCUAGUACACCCGGGGCUGGUGCGUGGCGACACCCCGGAGCUCGAUCACAGCAGCCACCACCACCACCAUCACCACCAGCAUCAACAUCACCAGCAAGCACACCACGGAGUGAACAGCCACGACCCGCACUCCGACGAGGACACGCCGACGUCGGAUGACUUAGAGCACUUUGCCAAGCAGUUCAAACAGCGCCGGAUCAAGCUGGGCUUCACGCAAGCGGACGUGGGCUUGGCGUUGGGCACUCUGUACGGGAACGUCUUCUCGCAGACCACGAUCUGUCGCUUCGAAGCCCUCCAGCUCAGCUUUAAGAACAUGUGCAAGCUGAAGCCGUUGCUUAACAAAUGGCUGGAGGAAGCGGACUCUUCCACGGGCAGUCCCACCAGCAUCGACAAGAUCGCGGCUCAGGGCAGGAAGCGCAAGAAGCGCACCUCCAUCGAAGUGAGCGUCAAAGGUGCGUUGGAGAGUCACUUCUUGAAAUGUCCCAAGCCUUCGGCCCAAGAGAUAACCAGCCUAGCGGACAACCUGCAGCUGGAGAAAGAGGUGGUCAGAGUUUGGUUUUGCAACCGGAGACAGAAGGAGAAAAGGAUGACGCCCCCAGGAGUGCCGCAGACGCCGGAGGAUGUGUAUUCUCAGGUCGGCAAUGUGAGUGCAGAUACACCGCCCCCCUCCAUGGACUGCAAACGAAUGUUCAGUGAGACAUAGAACAGCAUACAAGACUAAAAAUAUUUUAUAUAUGACUAAUCUGAUAAAACACAGACUAUCAUGAAGAUAGCAAAGCAUUUUGAUACUGUGAUUGUGAGGGAAUAUUGAGACUGCAGAUGUGUUACUAUAUAUUUUUUUCACAAGAAAAAAAAAAUCACCCCUCUUCCUUCCCAACCCUAAACCGCCCGCUAAUCUUCUUCCAGGCCCUUAAAUGUCUUAACCUAAAAGGUUGUGUCUGCUCUUUCUUUCAGGGACAUUUUUUAGUAGAUUACUUAAAAGAUGCAAGUUUAACUGGGCCGAGCGAACCGGGCGACCAGAGGGUGACAACUACAAGUUCGUUCCACCAGGUAAUUUUGGCGCAUUAACUUCAACUGAAAAAUACAAGAAAUUAGAAAUGAACAACAAAAUCUUUGACCCCCCCUUCCCUGUUACACCAAUGUCUUGUUUGAGAGGCAAAAGACGCAGGCAAUUGUGUAUGUUGUUAUGGGACAUUAAACCUCAAACAAAGGGAUGAAAUUCAACCGAAACAAUGCGAAGAACAGUGGCAUCCACGAAGCUUCCAUCCAACUUGGCAGAGAAGACUGCAUGGUUUUGUUAUUAUCCAAAAAUAUGGAAUGGAUUUUUUUCUGGCCUUCCAAUCCUUACAAAAACAACAAAAGACUGCCCUCAGUUUCUGAUCUCCAAGAUCUUUUUGAAAUUGUUUUUUUUUUUUUUUUUUUUUUUUUAAAUGUAAAGACACUGAAUCUUACGUGGAUUUUGAGGACAAAAUGAAAUCAAAGAUGACUUUUGAAAAGACUGAUUAUUCCGCAGCUGCACCUCUUUGAAAAUCUUCUGCGCGAACAUCCGUUGCCAAGUGGGCCAGAGCUGGUGCUGUGGAUGUUUUCAUGUGCUGCCAUUUCCAAGCAGUAUUCUUUGGUAGGUUUUAAUAAACAAGACUAUGUAAAUCCGGCAAUAUAGAUGCAUUAGAUCAGAUGCUGAUCGGAAUUAUUUACUUAAUAUUUUUCAUUAAAAUGCUUUGUUUUAAUAUUUUAUUCGGGAUACAUACGAACUAUUCCAAACAGUUAUUUAUUUCCCCCCAGACUUGUGUAAAAUGUUUUCUCCCUGUUUUCGUUGUUGACCCUAUUUGUUUUGUUUCAUUUUGUAUUCUCAUUUUUAAAAAGAGCACAAAUCUACACGAGCUGACUUUGACAGUAGGUGAUAAGGGUAUAUUUUGAUGUGAUGAUUUGAUUGUAAUUUAAUUUCAGUAGUGAUUCCGUAAGAGAUGAUCGAGAACAAUAAAUUUGUUAGAAUGAAACAAGAUUGUGUGUUGUGCCUAAAAUCGUAGCUGUUUGUAAUUUUUUUAGUUUGCUCUCAGAGCAGUAUGCAUUUUAAAACGAUGACUGCUGAAUAUUGAAUAUGACAUGCAGAAUAGAAAACCUUUUUAUUUUUUACGCCAACAAAAUAGCGAUGUUUGCUUAAAAUACAACCGUCCUAUAAACAUAUGACACAAUGCAUUUUUCUCAAAAAAAUAAAUAAAUAAAUAAAAACAGGUCAGUGCAAUCGUUUAGGCCUCGAUGGGAAGCAUUAACGGCAGUUUAGCAUUUCUAGAACUUUUAGCAUUUUAGCAUGAGCUUUUUAGCAAACCAGCAAAAGUGUCACCGCUGUAAAUUACUUCAGUGUACAUCCAUUUUGUUAGCAGGAUGAAAUGUGUCUCUGUGACAAGGAAUGGAGAUAGCAACGUUCAGUAAAUCUCACGAGAGAAAGCCAGGAAAAGUUGAUCGCUUUUGGAGGUGGAGUGUUUACAGUGUCACGCGCUUUACCUGCUUUUACGUUCACGCCAGCUGUCAAAUCCACAUGCCUUAUCAGCCCGAUACAUAUUGGACAUAUUUUUAUUCAAUGUUACAUGGUCUGCUUUAUUGCAACUGCCGAAUUCAAACACAAUCUAUCUAUCUAUCUAUCUAUCUAUCUAUAUUCAAAUAUUCCUGUAACAAUAUUCCAAAACACGUGUUUACAGACUUGCAUAUAGGCCUAUGCAUAUAUUUUGUAUUGUAUUGCAUUCGAUCAGGCGAGGUGUUUAUAGCUGAAGUGUAUUUAUUUUAUAAUGUUGUCAGCAUUUCUCCAUUUCUCUCUUAAUUUCGCGCUUGCUGCAUGCAUUGUGUGAUGACCUAAAUAUGGAAUUUUAUUAUUAGGCCUGUUGUUGUUUUUAUUAUUAGCCUAUUAUUAUUAUUAUUUCCCGGGUGUCGCAAACACCAGCUUUUGCUUGUUAAAAUAAACCAGAAUGCUUGAUUGCAGACUAACAAAUAUAGGCCUGAAUAUAAUUCAUGUCGUAAACUUUAGUCGGUGUAAACCUGUCAUAAACUGACUUUAUGUUAUACCUAACAUUAUUCAUGUAAGUCAAAUAUUGGAGAUGAAAUUAUCCCGAGCUAGGCCUCAUAAAUAAAACGGACGAAGUGUUUUCUUAAGCGGGCGAAAACGACAGUGUGAUCGCUUCAACUUUUUCUUAGGAUGACUAUUCAGCAAAACGCGCAAUUCCCUCUCUCUCUCUCUCCAAGAUUUAAAUUUCGCGGAUGAAUUCCCAUACACUAGUUGCUUAGCAACUAAAUUCAAUCAAUGUUAUAGAAGUAUGCAUCCCUUCUCUUUGUCCCUAAUAAUAAGGGUGCUAGUCUGACAUUCAGACUGAUUUUGUAUGACCCGAGUUAAAGAAAUUCUGUCACUGAGAAGUAGGCUAAAUUUAAUUCAGAAUUAAAAUGUAGAACAUUUUGAGGGGGGAAAUCAGCUCAUGUGUAUGAUUGGUGUAUAAAUAUUUAAAUAUCGAGUUGUUUAUUAAAUUAUUGUUUAUUAAACAGAUUUAGAGGAAUAUCUAAACAACAACAACAACAACAACCAAAAAACAGCAUUUGUGAUGUCCACUGACCCUGUUUCCCUUUAAGUUAGCAGCAUCGCAUAAAUAUAUAAUAUAGCAUUUUAAUUUACUAAAAUAUAUAGCAUUAUACAGUUUAUGGAACACUGGAGCUUUCAGUAUAUACAGGGAGGCCUGGAAUAUGUUCAGCAAGCAGAUGACAUAAACUGCACUAAACUCCAUAGUCUACUGUCACAUGACUUUCGACCCACGUGCUCAGAUCUAUCCACUGCUGAUAAAAUAGUGAAGAACUGCUAUGAACAUUUUUUAACUCCUUUUUUAACUCUUUUUCCGAAACGUUUUACCGCAAAAAUUACUUGGAUUUUAAAAGAAGCUCAAAUGAUUAGUUUUGUAGCAAUAAUGUUGGUCCUUCAUAAAUAUUCGAUCAGUGCUCGUGCACGUGCUGCCACCACGUUUUAGCCCAAAUAACAUUUAUUUCAUUGCAUGAAUGCUUUCUUGACAAACCUUACUAGAGAAACUACAUUGUGUCACUGUCAAAUAUCCUAUAUCUCUUAACAUGAAUUCCAAGUAACAUUAAUAUAUUUGUAUAUUUGUAUAUUUGUAACAGUAGCCUAACAUAGCAUAUAACGUUUGAUAAGAAGCUCCACGCUUCAAUUUCACCAGUGAGUUCAAAAAUAAAAGUCUUGAGAAAUUCAGAAUAUAGUGCCACACGCCAGAAACUUUUCCAGAACUCACAUCGAAAACAACUACAUCACUGAGGAAAAAAUAAAUAAUAAAAUGUAUGGCAUUGCACAGGGAAUUCAGUUUUUGCUCUAUAUUUUGCUAUAGUAUUCUAAAAUGUAUGCUAAUUUGGGGCCAUUAUAACUUAAAUGGCCAACAAAUAAUUUUCAACAGGAUAUCGAAAUUCCAAUUUGAACAUCACACAGAAUAUCCCAAUCAACAGGAUAUUUAAUAUGGAAUCAACAUCGUGUCCAACUGAACAAACGAACACAAACACUUAUUUUGAUCAGUGCUGAAAAAGUAAAUGUUCAUAAUCGUUGAGGUUUCCGCACUUUUUUAUUUCCAGACGAACAUGCCAGACUAUUCGAGUUUCAUUUUGUUGUUUUCAUGUUUCUUUUUGUCUCUUAACCCCUCGUGCUGUGCUCAGUGGGGAGACAUGCUUCAGACCGCCUUUGUUAAUCCAUGUUCUAUUGUCAUUAAUAAGCAGCAGAUAUUGUUGUAUCUUUCAAACAUCUGUAAUAAUCCAAAAUGCAUUUUGGUUAUCUUGGCAGAAUCCUUGUUUUUUGAAUUAGUCAUUUGCCUUUAUUUAUAAAUUGUAUCAAAUUACAGAAUUAUACUUUCCCCGUGAAAUGUUGAAUUUAAAUGAUCUUAUUUGGACUAUUAUUAGUGGUUAAAAAAAAAAAAAAAAAAGUAAAUACUCAAAAUAGUCACUCAACUUUGAACGAAGAAAAGUUAGGAACGCGCAAAUGGUCUUUCACAGAUUUAGGAAUUCUGCGUAAUAAUGCAUUUCUUAUUGUUGUAAUUUACAUAUAUCCAUUUUGCAUAUUCCUUACACAGGGAAAUAGUGUGUGGAAAUAUUAAAGCAAAGAAACCAA